Messenger RNA from Rangifer tarandus platyrhynchus (Svalbard reindeer), 306 nucleotides. NCBI's taxonomy places the organism in Eukaryota, Metazoa, Chordata, Mammalia, Artiodactyla, Cervidae. The record is from the annotation of a GenBank genome assembly.
AUGGACAUGAGCUUGGGCAAGCUCUGGGAGAUGGUGAAGGACAGUGGGUCGCAAGAGUUGGACACAACUGAGCGACUGGACAACAGCAAGUCGUGCUGUCACGCUGCUCUCCAGGAACGUGGCCCACCUGGAGGAUGCCCUGAAGUCAGGGAUGCUCCUACUAUCAAAUACACCCUCAGUGCUACAAUGCCCAGUGAGACUACUGCUGCUUGCUGCUCUGAGGCUCAUUUCUGUGGUUGCGGGAAAGCCCGGCGUUCCCCCACAUGUUAUGUUUCAGGCGGUGAGGUGGCUCCCUCACCUACUUAG